Molecule: messenger RNA, 318 nt
Organism: Tuber melanosporum (Perigord truffle)
Lineage: Eukaryota; Fungi; Ascomycota; Pezizomycetes; Pezizales; Tuberaceae
Exons: 4
Coding region: 1-318 (105 amino acids)
Molecular function (GO): iron ion binding; monooxygenase activity; oxidoreductase activity, acting on paired donors, with incorporation or reduction of molecular oxygen
Source: RefSeq, a predicted model, not a curated record
AUGGAGAUUUUGGAGAGGCUUGGGCCAAACGGAAAACCCACUUAUACGGACUUGAAGGAGAUGAAGUAUUUGCAACAUGUUAUCAACGAGACGUUGAGACUUUACCCUGCAGUACCAUUCAACGCGCGCAUGUCAUUGAAGGAUACAUCUUUGCCGCGUGGAGCUGGGCCUGAUGGCCUUGAUCCUGUUGGGAUGCCGAAAAACACCAUGUUCGGUUACGCCCCCUUGACUAUGCAGCGCAGAGAGGACCUCUUUGGACUAGGUGUUGGAAGGUUUGAUCCAGAUAGGUGGGAGAAAUGGUCACCAAAGAGUUGGUAG